Molecule: messenger RNA, 5522 nt
Organism: Aspergillus japonicus CBS 114.51
Lineage: Eukaryota; Fungi; Ascomycota; Eurotiomycetes; Eurotiales; Aspergillaceae
Product: putative Rho guanyl nucleotide exchange factor
Exons: 3
Coding region: 114-5297 (1727 amino acids)
Molecular function (GO): guanyl-nucleotide exchange factor activity
Source: RefSeq, a predicted model, not a curated record
GAUCCACUGCGAGCUUCCUCCUUUCCUAUCCUCCGGUCGCGUGCGCUCAAUCUCUCCCCUCCCCCUCCCUCCACCAUCUGCGUCUACUUUCUCUGUCGCUCGCUUCAACCAUCAUGGCACAUUACAAGAAUGGCUAUCCGAUCUACGGCCAAUCGACGAAUUCCCCUCCAGCCUCAGCGCAGCCCGCCCGAUAUGACCUGUAUGCCACUCAGCCCACCAGCCCACAACUCCGACGCAUGCCUAGCUACAACGUGGGAGACGAUGCAGCAUUGCUGGGUUCUGCCCAGCCACAGAAUGCCAGAGCGACCGAGGUGAAUGCUCGUUAUGGAGCUCAGGACCGCGAAGACCAUGCAGACCCUCGAUACGCGCAUCUUCCUACUCCCUCCUCUCCUCAGAUGUCUCGCACUCGCGCAUCCUCGCAGUCCAGCUACCAAUACCAAUACACCUCGUCGGUCUCCGCCGCGGCAUCCCCAACCCAGCUCGCGUAUAACCCUCAACAGUACGCUUUGCCGCCUACUCCCUCCCAGCAGCAAGUCGGUUUCAGCCCGAUCGCAUACUCAGGUCCAGCCUCCCCGCAGAGCAACCAGAUCGCUUCGGGUCAUCAACCAUACAAUCCCGCUGCCUACCAGACUGCCAGUCUACACUCAGCGGCGAUCCAACGACAACCAUCCUUGACAUAUAACCAGGCUCCUCCCACCCCGCAGACCUACGGACCUCCUCAUCCACAACUCCCCCCACCACCGCCCCCUCCCCGCGGCCCGGACCAUCCCUAUGGAAGCAGACCGGCAGCGCAGUAUGGGUUCGCCCAACAGUCCUCCUACAAUGUAUCCUCGCCCGCGACUUUUACUCCUUCCGAUCCUCAUCCUCCUGCUUCUCCCCCGUACGUAACGAGCGCCCAAUCGACUUACGUCCCUCAAUCCCCCCGUCGAUCCGAUGUCGUGAUGCCUUCCGCUGUAGACGACCAACCUCCAGUGCCCCCAGCGCAUUCGUCAGUGGGAGACGACAUCUAUGGAAAACGCGCAAGCUUGACACUCUCCAGCAGCGGAAGAUCCUUGCCAACUCCACCCGUGCACCAAGUCCAGUCCCCGGUGUCACCGCGCCGCACAGAUACGCUGACUCGACAUCCUCAAGCUCGGCCCCUACCGGGUCCACCGGUGGAUGCGGACACCGGCCUGUAUCUUGAUGCAGAAGAUCCAUCUUAUCAGCUCUCUCCAGAUGAGAGUCACACUCAUACCAAUGGGAGCAUGGCCACGGGAACGGGCCAGUAUGUGAAUUACGACGCCUAUAGUGACGAUAGCGAUGCGGAGGCAGCGGCAGGUCUGGCAAUGUUGCAAAUGGCCGAUGAGGAGGACCGCGCUCAAGCCGAGCGGCUGCAGGAUCGUGCACGACGAGAAACCAAUGCAUCCAUCAUCAGUGCUUACGGAGCGCGAUCAGACACGCAGGCAACAUCUCCCCUCACUGACUGGCCUCAGGAUGAUCAAUUCUCCUACGCAGAUGGUAGCUAUCGCGGUACGGGAGGAUAUGACGAGAAUGGCUACGCUACUGAUGGCUAUGGUGAUGAUCGAUUGCCAGCCACUUCAGGCUCAUUGAGGGGCUCCCAUCUGUCGGCAGAUGAUCGCGACGACUAUGCGGACGACUACGAUUAUCCGCCCACCCUUGAUCCGUCGGGAUAUCCUUAUGCGCAGAUGCCUCAUCAUGCCCGAGUGGAUGCUGGCGGCACGGGAGGGUUGUCCGAGCCCGGAGCUUAUCAGCGUCGAAUGAGCUUCGAUUAUGGCGAUGAGACUAACGGUCCGCUGGGGGAGCAUCAGGACCUCCAGCAAUCGGAAAGCGAUAGCUCCGGCCAGGGGGGCGAACCAGGGGACCUAUUCUUUCAUCCCGGGAUGCGGCCCCUGCCUCCAGCUCCUGUCGAACCGGCCAGCAACCCGAACCUUCGGUCUCACUUGAUGCCGGCCGGAACCUAUCGUCACCAGGACCAAGCGGAUGUGCGGGAUGCUACCCAGUAUUCUCCCUCUUAUUUCCCUGUUGCUCCUGAUUCCUACAGCCCGGCCGUGUCCAAUUCUGCUCAAGUGCCACGGUCCACAUCUCUAUCGAGCCAUCCAAUUGGACCUCGUACUGACCCCCCUAUCAGAUCGAAGACGGAUGCAGAUCGGGCCAAGUACAAGCAGCAACAGGAGUUGCUCCGGCAGCAGCAGUAUGGUGCGCUUAGGUUUGACGAUUCUCCCGAUGCUGCUGCGGCAGCGAUGGCGCUCGAUCUGCCUGCCAUCCCCGCUGGACGCCGCAAAAAGUUCAACCCCGCUAAGCUCUCAUCGGAGCACUUCCGCCGCUGUUCGGAGCCGUGGGCGUUGAGCUCUGUCUUGUCCUGGAUUCGCGAGCUCAGCGAGGAGGAGACGGACCUGAAGGAGCAGGCCAUUGUGGAUGCCAUUGUAGCCUUGUUCACUCACAAAGUCCCUACAAUGAACAUGGCGGAUGCUGAAACCUUGGCGGCCCGCGUGGUGAAGAACAUGCUCGCCGAAGAGGCUCUUGUGAAAGACGAAGAGUGGGUCAAAUUCAGUUCGGGCACGAUAUCCGGAGUCCUAUUCCAGAUCACCGGCACGGGAUGCUACUCACCUCGGUUACACGAACAUGAAUCAGAGGUGUUCGGCCGGUGCUACUCCCAUCACUGCAUGCGAACGCUGAAGAAGGUGAAUUUGAAGGCGCAAAUGAUGGAAGCGGAGAAGAAGGCCGAAGACUGGGUCACUUUUUACAAAGUCCCGAAGGAGAUUUGGGAGACAUACCCAAAGAAGGAGAUUGAUCGCCAAAACAACCUUCAUGAAAUUGUAACCACUGAGGACUCGUUCAUUGCUCAACUCGACGUUCUGCGAGAGCUCUACCGUGAUCAACUUACUCAGAUGCAGCCCACGGUGAUCAAGCCCAAGCGCCUGAGCAAAUUCUUGAAUGAUGUUUUUGGAAAGGUGGACCCAGUCAAGAAAGUCAAUGAGGACUAUCUUCUUGCGCAACUCAAGUACCGUCAGAAGGAACAGGGGCCAUUCAUUGCCGGGUUUAGCGAUAUUUUCCGCGAGUGGAUUCGAAAAGCCAGGGCCGUCUAUGUUGAUUAUGCGGCCACGUUCCCUCACGCCAAUUAUCUUGUUCGCAAAGAAGCGGAGGUGAACGUACCUUUCCGGCAGUUCCUCGACCAAGCCCGUGACCAUAAAAUGUCGAACCGUUUGAGUUGGGAUACCUAUCUCAAAGCUCCGAUCACCCGUAUCCAGCGCUACACUCUGCUUUUGACCACCGUGUAUAAGAACAUGGUCAAAGACUCUGAAGAGAAAGCAAACCUUGCUCAGGCUAUCGAGGAGAUCAAGCAGGUGGCCCUGGAGUGUGAUGCCAAAGUGGGCGAGAUGACCAAGAAGGUUGAGCUGAUCGAGCUCAGCUCUAAGCUGCAGCUUCGUCCGGAGAUGAAGAAAGAAGUGGAGCUGAACCUGGAACAUCUGGGUCGUCAGAUCGUUUUCCGAGGAGACCUGCAGCGACCAGGCACGCGAACCCGUUUCUUGGUAGACACACAUGCCAUUCUCUUUGACCAUUAUUUGGUGCUGGCCAAAACAUUUACGACUCGGGACCCGUCGAGGACGAUCAAGUAUGAGGGAUAUGAUGUUUCGAAGCUGCCCAUUCCUAUGGACCUCCUGGUCCUGGAGAGUACCAACGAUGAUCCCGUGGUGAAAUCAGCGGUUCGUGGCGUGGCUACCAUGACCCAACCGCAGGCCGUCAAUCGCGGUGUAGGCGGAAACGCUUUGGCUCAUACUGCUAGUGGUAACUCGGCCAGUUCUGGAAACUCAGGCUCGAGCAAAACGAUGGUGCCUGCAACUGUGCUGGAAAGCUCCAAGGAUGACAAGAUCUUGUACCCAUUUAAAAUCAAGCACCUGGGAAAGAAUGGAACGUACACACUGUAUGCCUUCUCUUCCCAGAGCCGACAGGAAUGGUGUGACAAAAUCACCGUCGCGAAGACGAAACAUGCCGCUGCAUUGUUUGCACAGAACGCCGAGCCUUUCAGACUCCGAGUGCUGGCUGAUACUGCUUUUGCCACGUCUGAGGCUGCUCUGCCCCCUACGAGCGUUAUAAUUGAUGCCACACCUCUUGACAGAGCCAUCAGGGAUGUGGAAGAGCGGUACGCCGGCUCACCACGCCCGCCUCCUGUUUGCCGGACUGCGGUUCACUGUGCUACGGUUUUCCAACAACCCCCGGGCCGAAUGAUGUGUGCUAUAGGUACCGACUACGGAGUCUAUAUCUCAGACUACAAUGACCCUCGUGGCUGGGUUCGGGCCAUACCAAUCAUCCGAGUCACUCAAAUCGCGGUCUUCGAGGAGUUCAACGUCUUUGUGCUCAUAGCCGAUAAAUCCUUGAUAGCGUAUCACUUGGAUGUUGUCUGCCCUCCGGGCGGCGUUACCACCCAGACAACGACUGAUUCGGCCCGUCGCGCACCGCAGAAGCUGUCAGGCAGCCGCGAAGUCGGGUUCUUCGCAGCAGGUCACAUGAAGGACCGUACGUUGAUCAUGUACAAGAAGCGAGAUGGGCUCUCGUCCACAUUCAAGAUCCUCGAGCCAGUGGUGCAGAAAUCAUCCAGCAGUCGAACUCGUCUGUUCUCGCGCCGUUCGCAGACCGAGUUCUUCCGCGAGUACGAUGAAUUCUACAUUCCCUCGGAAUGCUACGGUAUCAACUUGUUCCAUUCCUCUCUGGCCAUCUCAACCCAGAGAGGUAUCGAGAUUCUCACCAUUGACAAGAAAUACACGUGGUCCGUGCCUGACUUCCGCUCCGAGGCUCCCCCGGAAGCGCAGGCCCAGUUGACCAGCAUUGCCCAUCGCAUUGGCACUCUGCGCCCGCUGGGGAUGUUCCGACUCAGCGAUAGCGAGUUCUUGGUGGUGUAUACGGAAUGUGCCGUGUAUGUCAACAAGCACGGCGACGUGUCCCGCAGCGUGGUCAUGGAGUUUGUGGGCCAUGCUCAUUCGGCGUGUCUGUAUGGCCGUUUCCUUAUUCUCUUUAAUGAUGACUUCGUCGAAGUGCGGAAUGCGAUGAAUGGUCGCCUGCGCCAGGUGAUCCCGGGUCAUGGUGUUGUCUGUCUUGAUGAUGGCAGUAGCAUGCCCGGGUCAGGUGCCAACAGCAUCCCGACGAACUCCGGAGGUUCCGUGAACCUUUCCAGUGGACUGUCGAACGGUAGUUCGCUUGCAAGCAGUGGUCGUACGGUCAAGAUCUGCAUGCAACAUCCGGAAUACGAGCGCAGCCAGUUGAUUCUGGAGUUGAUCGAGAACGAGGGACAAAAGGACUAGUCUGAUGAAGGAAGCUGGCUUUCAAGCCUUCAUCAACAUGGCUGAGUUCGGGUUGUCCAGCUGCACUCUGCUAUUAAUUCCGCAGUGCAGGAUCUUCUUUCUCGGGCUUUUCCAGCCCAGUUGCAUGUUCUCUGCCGAUGCCCUCGGUCGGCCUGGAUCAUCACCCGCCAAAACUACUUCCUUACAUAGACCCCUUCUUUUUCUUCUCGUGUCUUCACUCGAGAC